AUGGCCUCCUUAUCUUUCCUCUCCCCUCCUUCCUCCUCCUCCUCCUCCUCCCUUUCCUCCCUCCACCACACCACCCCUUCCUCCUCCCGCCUUUUUCUACGGACCCCUUCACUUAACCUCCGCACCCCCACCAAAAUCUCCUCCAUCAAAGCCCAAUCUGCCCCAGUCCUCACCCAAGACGACCUUAAAAAAGUCGCUGCCGAAAAAGCCGUCGAGUAUGUCAAAUCCGGCAUGGUCCUCGGCCUUGGCACCGGCUCCACCGCCGCCUUUGUGGUAGCCAAACUCGGCGAGCUCUUAAAAACCGGCGAACUGACUGAUAUCGUUGGCGUCCCAACUUCAAAACGCACGGAAGAGCAAGCUCGUUCUCUUAACAUUCCUCUUUCAAUCCUCGAUGACCAUCCUGACAUUGAUCUUGCCAUCGAUGGGGCUGAUGAGGUAGACCCGCUACUUAAUUUAGUGAAGGGUCGCGGUGGAGCCCUUUUAAGAGAGAAAAUGGUUGAAGCUGCAUCAGAUAAGUUUGUUGUUGUUGCUGAUGAGACUAAGCUUGUUGAUGGUCUUGGUGGAAGUAAACUGGCAAUGCCAGUUGAAGUAGUGCAAUUUUGUUGGAAGUAUAAUUUGGUGAGGUUACAAGAGUUGUUUAAAGAGGAAGGAGUUGAGGCUAAAUUGAGAGUUGGUGAAGAUGGGAAGCCAUAUGUGACUGAUAAUUUUAAUUAUAUUGUCGAUUUGUAUUUUGAGAAUCCGAUUAAAGAUGGGUAUGCGGCAGGGAAGGAGAUUUCGGGUCUUGAAGGUGUAGUGGAACAUGGGUUGUUUUUGGAUAUGGCGACAGCGGUUAUUAUUGCUGGGAAGAAAGGAGUUGAGGUUAAAAGCAAGUGA
This is a messenger RNA of Dovyalis caffra, 873 nucleotides long. The record is from the annotation of a GenBank genome assembly. Lineage: Eukaryota; Viridiplantae; Streptophyta; Magnoliopsida; Malpighiales; Salicaceae.